AUGGAUCUGUAUAAAUUCGGCUUCAUUAGCAACAAAGCUAAACGCCAAAAAACAGAAGACCAUGAUAGUAGCAAUUCAUCUAAUAAAGAGAAAAAACAAGAAUAUGAAAAAAACAGGAAACGCAAAUUCCAAGACUCUUGGAAAGAAGAGUUUAAAGGGUUAAAUCAUGAAGUGACUGUUGACGAAACUGAAAGCAAAGUUCUUGCGGCGAGCACCAGCGAAAGUGGAGAUACACCUAGUUCUAGUUCUACCGAUGGCAACCUGUCGGGUAUUAUGUACUGCGACAUAUGUAGAAAAAACAGAAAUUUAGCCGACCAGUCGAGCUCUAUGUUUAUUGGAACAUCAUCAUUCCGUAAAGACACUUUGGUGUCACACUGGAAAAGCAGUUCACACCAGAGAUGCGAGGAGCGGAAAAAACUGCAAGAAUCGUCUAGUUCUAGUUCAUUAGCAGCAUCAGGUCCAAUAGUAGACAUGGCAAGAAAAAUGGGUGAAGAUGUUGAAAAACAGAUUGAAAAGUUGAUUAAUACUGCAUAUUUUGUCUGUAAGGAAGAAAUGCCAUUUCAGAGCUAUCCAUCUCUUAUCAAUCUACAAUUGAAAAACAAGGCAGAUAUGGGCAAUUUCUAUCGCACUGAUAAUGCUUGUAGAAGAAGUCUGGGUGACAAUGGGACACCAGAAAAUCAUUAUCUGUCAAUGGAGGAUAUCCAACAUGCACAUGCUGAUGGGAUUGUUGAAUGCAUUGAGAAAGCUUUUAGUCGAUGUGGCAUGGAUGAUUGGAGGGACAAACUUAUUGGAUUUGGGUCAGACGGUGCAUCUGUCAACCUUGGUGGACGAGCAGGAGUAGCUGUCAAAUUGAAGCAAGAUGCAAAUCAUCUAAUCAUAACACACUGUGUGUCUCACAGACUUGAACUUGCAGCUACAAAUGCAAUCAAACAGCAUCGGCUGAUGCGUUACGUCCAAGAUCUUCUGACCAAUGUGUAUAAGCAGUACCACUAUUCCCCGAAGGCUUUACGAGAACUAAGACAGAUCGCAGAGACCCUUGAGGAAAAGGUUCUGAAGCCAGGUAAUCUCCAUGGCACUAGAUGGCUACCCCAUGUUCACGGAGCAUUGAAGAUUGUGGUAAGGGAUUAUAUGGUGAUUGUCGCUCAUUUCGAGCACAUUAUAACAACUCGCUCUGCCUCUGCUGAGGUACAAGGACGAGCCGCUAAUGUCUCAAAAAAACUGAAAGACUACUCUUUUCUGUAUAUGGUUUUCUUCAUGCUAGACGUUCUAUCUGUUCUGUCUGAACUGAGUCUUGCAUCUCAAAAAGACAGUGUGACUUUAGGUCAAAUGAUAGAUGCAGUCACAUCAACUCAUCUGUCUCUAGUGGAACUGAAAUCUGAAAAUGGAAACACACUUUCCAAUUUCCUGCAGGAUGUGACUGAUGAGAACUGCUUUAAAACCAUCCAGCUAACCAAUGUUAAGGACAAUGAUGAUUUUAAACCUCAGAAAGAAGAUAUCAUAGGGAAGGUAUCACAGGCUCUCGAACAAAGGUUCCGGUCAAUGGAGACUGAUCCUAUAUUGACCGCAGCUGCCACACUGAUGGGAUUACAGGAAUAUCCAAGGGACAGGGAUGAAAUGGCAACGUAUGCCACUGCUGAACUGAACUUGCUAGUGGAACACUUCACUAUUCCUCUUAGAGAAGCAGGCUGUACCAUAGCCAAUAUUGGAAAGGAGUUCAAGGAUUUGAAGGCAUAUCUGUUGAGAAACAAAAACGUUUCUUUACAAAAUAUUUUCCAACGAGAUGAUUUGUGCCACCGCUUACAUAACCUUCUCAUGUUGAUGGAAAUCCUUCUGGUGUUCCCCAUAUCAAGUGCCUGUUGUGAAAGAGGGUUUUCGGCCAUGAAGCGUGUCAAAUCAGACUGGAGGAGUAGACUCACCCCUGAAAUGCUGCAGAAACUAUUGUUUAUAGUGAUUGAAGGACCAUCAGUUGAUGAUUUUAACACUGCACGGGUUAUGGACAGAUGGUGGUCCUCGGAAAGGGCAAAGAAGCCAGGCUUUAACCCGAACGAUUUCAUGUAA
This is a messenger RNA of Pecten maximus, 2058 nucleotides long. RefSeq names its product zinc finger protein 862-like. NCBI's taxonomy places the organism in Eukaryota, Metazoa, Mollusca, Bivalvia, Pectinida, Pectinidae. Bases 1 to 2058 code for a protein of 685 amino acids. The transcript has 2 exons. The record is from RefSeq and is a predicted model, not a curated record. Gene Ontology annotation, molecular function: protein dimerization activity.